AUGUCUGAACAGGUUUCUAACAUGUUCGACACCAUUUUGGUGUUGGACUUCGGUUCCCAAUACUCUCAUUUGAUUACUAGAAGAUUGAGAGAGUUCAAUGUCUACGCUGAGAUGUUGCCAUGUACUCAGAAAAUUUCUGAGUUGGGUUGGAAACCAACUGGUGUGAUCCUCUCUGGUGGUCCAUACUCUGUCUACGAAGAAGGUGCCCCACACGUUGACAAGGCAAUUUUUGAUUUGAAUGUUCCAAUCUUGGGUAUCUGUUAUGGUUUGCAGGAAUUGGCUUGGAUUGACGGCAAACACGUCGGCCGUGGUGAGAAGAGAGAAUAUGGUCCUUCAACUUUGAAUGUCCUUGACAAGGAAAGCCCAUUGUUCAAAGGCAUUGACCAAUCUACUGUUUGGAUGUCCCACGGUGAUAAACUUCACGGGUUGCCUAAGGAUUAUGUGACCGUUGCCACCUCUGACAACUCGCCCUACUGUGGUAUUGCUCACAAGAGUUUGCCAGUUUACGGUAUUCAGUUCCACCCCGAAGUGACUCAUUCGACUCAAGGUAAGACACUUUUGAAGAACUUCGCGAUAGAUAUCUGUGGUGCUAAGCAAAACUGGACUAUGGAAAAUUUUGUUGACACAGAGAUCCAGAGAAUAAGAAAACUUGUUGGUCCUACUGCCGAAGUCAUUGGUGCGGUUUCUGGUGGUGUUGACUCGACUGUUGCUUCUAAAUUGAUGACCGAGGCCAUUGGUGAUAGAUUCCACGCUAUUCUCGUCGAUAAUGGUGUUCUAAGACUGAACGAGGCUGAAAACGUCAAGAAGACUUUGGUUGAUGGUUUGGGAAUCAAUCUGACCGUUGUCGAUGCUUCCGAUGAGUUCUUGGACAAAUUGAAAGGUGUCACUGACCCGGAGAAGAAGAGAAAGAUCAUUGGUAAUACUUUCAUCCACGUCUUCGAGAGAGAAGCCGCCAAAAUCAAGCCAAAGGAUGGCAAAGAGAUUGAAUUUCUCCUACAAGGGACUCUCUAUCCAGAUGUCAUCGAGUCCAUCUCUUUCAAGGGCCCUUCUCAAACUAUCAAGACUCACCAUAACGUUGGUGGUUUACUAGAUGAUAUGAAAUUGAAGUUGAUCGAGCCUUUGAGAGAGUUGUUCAAGGACGAAGUUAGACAUCUAGGUGAACUAUUGGGUAUUCCGCAUGACCUGGUCUGGAGGCAUCCAUUCCCAGGUCCAGGUAUUGCCAUCCGUGUCCUCGGAGAGGUCACCAGAGAGCAAGUGGAAAUUGCUAGAAAGGCUGAUCACAUCUACAUCACAGAAAUCAGAAAGGCCGGCCUAUACAACAAAAUUUCUCAGGCUUUUGCUGCUCUUUUGCCAGUUAAAUCAGUUGGUGUGAUGGGUGACCAGAGAACUUAUGAACAGGUCAUUGCCUUGAGAGCCAUCGAGACUACCGAUUUCAUGACGGCAGAUUGGUACCCUUUCGAACACGACUUCUUGAAGAGAGUCGCUUUGAGAAUUGUCAACGAAGUCGAUGGUGUCGCUAGGGUUACUUACGACAUCACUUCCAAGCCCCCAGCUACAGUUGAAUGGGAAUAA
Molecule: messenger RNA, 1572 nt
Organism: Torulaspora globosa
Lineage: Eukaryota; Fungi; Ascomycota; Saccharomycetes; Saccharomycetales; Saccharomycetaceae
Gene: GUA1
Product: GMP synthase (glutamine-hydrolyzing)
Exons: 1
Coding region: 1-1572 (523 amino acids)
Biological process (GO): GMP biosynthetic process
Cellular component (GO): cytosol
Molecular function (GO): GMP synthase activity; GMP synthase (glutamine-hydrolyzing) activity; ATP binding
Source: RefSeq, a predicted model, not a curated record